GAAAAAUGGACAAAUGAUACAGAAACACGUAUAGUAGUACUGCUUACAAUAAUUGAAGUCCAGUUUCCAUCAUUUUCAAUUUUUCAUACCAUGUUGCCGGAACACUGCCUGUCUGAAAUCCUCUCCCUCACGUCUCCGAAAGAUGCACUCAGAUCAUCUCUGGUUUCCACAAGUUUCCGGUCAGCAAUUGAGUCUGAUUAUGUUUGGGAAAGGUUUCUACCGGCAGAUUAUGGAGAUAUUAUCUCCAGAUUAAGGAAUCCUCUCGAGUUCUCCUCAAAGAAAGAGCUUUUCCUCUGUUUGUGUCACCCUCUUCUCCUUGAUGCUGGCACCAAGAGCUUUAAGCUGGAGAAAUCAUCUGGAAAAAAGUCCUACAUUUUAUCUGCAAAGGAGCUAUCCAUCACUUGGGGCAAUGAUCCUAUACGUUGGAGUUGGAUUUCUAGUGCAUCAACCAGGUUCUCUACAGCAGCUGUGUUGAGAGCAACAGAUUGGUUAGAGAUACAGGGGAAGAUUAGAACAGGAAUGUUGACGCUGAAUACUACAUAUGGGGCUUAUGUUAUAAUGAAAAUCUCUGAUCGUGCCUACGGGUUUGAUUCAAGGCCAUUAGAGAUGUCAAUUGAGGUGAGGGAUCGAAUUUCCAGUGGAACAGCUUUUCUAGGAAAACAGGAUGGGAUGGAGAAGGAAGUGAAUGAAGGGGACUGGGAAGUUCUAAGAGGAAGAGAAGAUGGGUGGAUGGAGAUUGAGUUGGGAGAGUUUUUUAGUGGGGAAGAUGAUGAGGAGGUGACAAUGAGUUUGAGGGAAGUCAAAGGUUGCCAGCUCAAAGGAGGGCUUGUAAUUGAAGGCAUUGAAAUUAGACCUAAAACAAUUAGGUUCUAGCUAAUCUUCCCCAUGAAAUUGCAAAAGAUUCCACAUCAAUUGACUACUUAAUAAGAAUUGUAAACUUCGAGACAAUAUAUAAUACUAUACUCUACCUAUUGAUCAUCUGUUUUUAUCAUUUUUUUUCUUUGAUCGAAAUCCCCUAAGUUUGAAUAUUAGUUAUCCUUUUGUAUUGUAUUGCGGGAUUCCAUUUGUGGAUUGUGACAGAUAAGGAGUUUUAUAUCAUGUAAUUACUAUUUGUUUGGUUUGAGAAAAAGAAGAAAUUUUUAUAACUAAUUAUAUUAUUUUGUUGGUUCUCCAACUAAACAAGCUAUUAAUGUCUUAGGAAGUGAAUAUCAAAGGCUGAUAAUUUGAAAUGUUGCCAUAACGUAAGAGUGCAAAAUGAAAAAUACACAAAAUUUGCACAAAAAUGGCUUCAUUUCAAGCUUGUCUUUGUAUAAAAUUUCAGAUUAAGU
Rubroshorea leprosula is the source of this 1328-nucleotide messenger RNA. The record is from the annotation of a GenBank genome assembly. NCBI's taxonomy places the organism in Eukaryota, Viridiplantae, Streptophyta, Magnoliopsida, Malvales, Dipterocarpaceae.